AUGGGCCAAAAGCUUCUUUACACAGGUGCCACUGGCUUUGUAGGCGGUAGCGUUCUGUCACGGCUUCUCAAUAGCUCUUACUCAGAGAUCAGGAACCUGGACAUCACUGUACUAGUUCGAAAGCAAGAGCAAGCCAACCUACUGAAGCAGAAAGGGGUCGAAGCUAUCGUUUUUGAAGGACUUGAUGACUCCAAUUUCUUGAGGAAGACAGCCAGCGAGUACGACUACGUCAUUCAUACCCCAACUGGCUUCCACGCCAGUUCGGCAGUGGCACUCAUUGAGGGACUUGCGCAACGCAAGAUACAGACCGGAAAGGACGUUCACUUUAUCCAUACAUCCGGAACUUCCAACCUUGCCGAAAGAGCCAGUAACAAGGAGAUAGGAGAGGUUCACGAAUGGUCUGACUUGGAGAACGUGUUCGAGUUUGAAGAGAAGAAAGAAAAGGAAGAAGCCUAUGGCCAACGCACGACAGACAUUGCCGUUGUGAAAUUGGGAGAGAAGACAGGUGUCAGAACCUACAUCAUGAUGCCUCCUACUGUAUAUGGCCGCGGGUCCGGACUGUUCAACCAGGGCUCUAUGCAAAUCCCCAGCAUCAUUCGCGGCGCCAUCAAGGCCGGGGUUCCACAAUACGUGGGUGACGGCAAGGCCCGCCUGGGCCAUGUUCACGUAACGGAUCUCGCUCUUCUAUAUGAGCUUGUCCUGAACAAGGUCUUUCACAACUGGCUAGAUAUUGCCGAACACGUCGGCAAAGCUGGUGUCGCUCUUGGAGCACUGCAAUCGGCUGAGCCUAGGUCUGUCACAUUGGAAGAGGCUGCCUCAAAAUGGUUAAAGGCAACUCCACAAGUUGCCGAAAUGAAUUACGCGUCUAAUUCCGCUACGAAGCCUGUUCUCGCAACCAAACUCGGCUGGAAACCCAGAAAGACGGAAAAUGACUGGGAGGAGUCGUUUGUUGAGGCAUUCCAAAUGGUAUUGGACGAACAAAAAUGA
Messenger RNA from Colletotrichum graminicola M1.001, 987 nucleotides. Its product is annotated as NAD dependent epimerase/dehydratase. The record is from RefSeq and is a predicted model, not a curated record. Lineage: Eukaryota; Fungi; Ascomycota; Sordariomycetes; Glomerellales; Glomerellaceae. The coding region runs from base 1 to 987 and encodes 328 amino acids. The transcript has 5 exons.